This is a messenger RNA of Entelurus aequoreus (snake pipefish), 5999 nucleotides long. RefSeq names its product androgen receptor-like. The transcript has 9 exons. Bases 207 to 2240 code for a protein of 677 amino acids. The record is from RefSeq and is a predicted model, not a curated record. NCBI's taxonomy places the organism in Eukaryota, Metazoa, Chordata, Actinopteri, Syngnathiformes, Syngnathidae. Gene Ontology annotation, biological process: male gonad development; regulation of DNA-templated transcription. Gene Ontology annotation, molecular function: DNA-binding transcription factor activity; sequence-specific DNA binding; zinc ion binding.
GAUACUUUCUUUUCUGGGAGUGAACCAUGAGCUUCUCUCUCACUUUUGACGUAGUGCUAAACUCGUAACACUUUUUGGACGUCUCCACCUGCGCGCUUAAGCAUCGACUUUUUUGUGGGGGGAAGUUCCUUAGUUUGUUUAGUAGUUAUAUUUAUAUAUAUAUAUAUAUAUAAAUAUAUAUAAAAAAUAUAAAACAGUUUGGGGAAAUGAGCCAGAGUAGCAGACAGUCAUCUGGAGGCACAUUCUGGCCAGCGGGGGACAAAUUAACAACACGCGACAAUGUGCGCCAAAACAGCAUAUCGACAAAAACGGAGGAAAGUUGCUUUUUGGGUAAAACGACAAGAGGAGGCGAAUUUAAAGCGAACAAUGUGGAUGUUUACGCACCGUGUGACACGGAGAAGUUUUGCUGUCAUCGAGUCCCUCGCUGCGUCCCAGUGUCCGAGGCAGCCCGGGAACUCUGCAAGGCGGUGUCCGUGUCUCUGGGGCUGCACGCCGACUCCAAUGGCGACGCUGAGCCCGCGCUCACCAGGGACGUCCCGCACGACCCAAUGUCCGUCGAGUGUUUAGCCACGCCGGGCACAGCCAGGUACAACAGGUGCCCCUCUGGUGGGGAAGAGAUGAAGCCAUUACGUCGGACCUCUUCGGACUUAUUAAGUGAGGCGUCUGACAUAACCCCGAGUCCCUACGCGUCGUCCACACCGCUUCUUAUGGAGCACCUCCACCGCGUCGUGGAGAGGCCAGGUCGGACCUACAAACCCCGGGAAGUCUCGACGGACUUCGGGGAGGACGCGUACCAAGUAGAGCCAUAUGUCAGCAUCAAGUCCGAGAUGAAUGGCGACGCCGAAGAGGGAAAGUGGGUCACUAUCGGCUGCACCCCUAACGAGAGGUUCAACUGGGGGUCGAGGCAGUGCGUUGCUACGCCGCAGACGAGUGGAGCGAACACGGCCUUGAUUAAUGAUCCCUACCAGAGGAGCAGCGGGCAGUGGUACACCGGUGGAGGGGUGCUGGUGCCGCCUCACUCCAACCCCGACUUCAUCAAGAAGGAGGUGGGAGAGUGGCUGGAUGUCGCCUACAAAGACUCCUCCAGGUUUGAGACUGGCAGAGAGCACAUGUUCCCCAUGGAGUUCUUCUUCCCACCACAGAGGACAUGCCUCAUCUGUUCGGACGAGGCAUCCGGCUGCCAUUACGGUGCGCUCACCUGCGGCAGCUGCAAGGUUUUCUUCAAGAGGGCAGCAGAAGGCAAGCAAAAAUACUUGUGUGCCAGCAAGAACGACUGUACCAUUGACAAACUAAGAAGAAAAAACUGUCCAUCUUGUCGGCUGAAGAAGUGUUUUGAAGCUGGGAUGACUCUAGGAGCACGUAAACUAAAGAAGAUUGGACAACCAAAAAACCCCAAAGAGGAUAAUCCUGUACAUGAUUCCACGGAGGUUAUCCAUCAUGUCUCCCCUAAAUCGAGUGUGAACAUCAACUCCCAGACGGUCUUCCUUGAUAUUCUGCAGUCCAUUGAGCCUGAGGUGGUGAACGCAGGCCACGAUUACGCCCAGCCAGACUCAGCGGACAAUCUGCUCACCAGCCUCAACGAGCUUGGAGAGAGACAACUGGUCAACAUGGUCAAGUGGGCUAAAGGACUACCAGGUUUUAGGAGUCUCCAUGUGGACGACCAAAUGACUGUCAUCCAACAUUCGUGGAUGGGCGUAAUGGUGUUCGCCAUGGGUUGGCGAUCACAUAAGACCGUCAACAGCAGGAUGCUGUACUUUGCACCCGAUCUCGUCUUCAAUGAGCAUCGGAUGCAGAUCUCCACCAUGUACGAGCACUGUAUCCGCAUGAAGCGUCUGUCACAGGAGUUUGCAAUGUUGCAGAUAACGCAGGAGGAGUUUCUCUGCAUGAAGGCCCUGCUCCUCUUCAGCAUUCUACCAGUGGAGGGUCUGAAAAGCCAGAAGAACUUUGAUGACCUGCGCCACACCUACAUCAGCGAACUCAACCGCCUAGUGAAUUAUCGCAUUACAUCCAAUUGUUCUCAGAGGUUCUACCAAAUCACCCGACUGCUGGACUCCCUUCAGAUGACUGUAAAGAAGCUGCACCAGUUUACAUUUGACCUGUUUCUCCACGCUCAGUCAUGCCACUGCAAGGUCACCUUCCCAGAGAUGAUGGGAGAGAUUAUCUCAGUGCAUGUACCAAAGAUGCUGGCAGACGGCCAAAAAUGCAAGUCAGAUGCCACCAGCUGGCUCCUAUCAAUGUAAAGGAGCAGCAACUCCACUCUGAGCUCCUCUCGGAAGACCGAGCGCCUCCCUGUAUUUAUCACCCUUUAUGGGUGAGUCCAACCACCCUGCGGAGGGAACUAAUUUUGGCCUCUUGUAUCCAUCAUCUUGCUCUUGCAGUCACCAGCCAACACUUGUGACCAAAGGUGAGGGUAGGAACAUCACUUUAAUUGAAAAAUGUACCUUGUGGCUCAGCUCUCAACCACAAUGGUUUAGUAGAGCGACCGUGUUAUACUGCAGACGCUUGCCAAUCUACCAGUUGAUCUCAAGCUCAGCUUCCACUCACUCAUGACAAGAUCCCAAAUAUACUUGAACUUCUCCAUUUGAGGAAAGACCUGACACUCAAUCCAUCCUUUUUCCUACAAGAACCUUGUCCUCUCAUUUGUAGAAGUCUUUUCCCAUAUGCUUAAUACUGAGCUCUGAACCCCUUCAGUAAAUGCUAAAGGUCAUAGACUAAUGGGGCCAUCGAGACCACAUCAUCCACAAAUAGCCGCGACCAGACCCUAAGGCCCUUAAUUCAGACACUCUCAACCGGCUGUACGGAGACCAAAUACUACGUACACAAAUCCUGUAUUUCCGUUGUGCCCCCGGUGUGCCAAUCCAGUACUACUGUUCCCAGCUUCCGUGUAAUGUUGAAGGGAUGUGUCAACAAAGCCAGUUCCACAACAUCUAAAGCAUUAGGAAUUCAGGGUGACUCUCAUCCAACCGUGGGGGUUUUGUUACUGAGGUUUUUUCUUACUACCUCAAAUACCUCAGGCCCGGCGAUGGGUAUGUCCACGUUUGUGUCCUCAGCUUCUGAAGGAUUCCUUGCUCUGCUCAGUUACAUCCCCGGUUGAGGUUAGAAGACCUCUGUUCCCAAUGUUAGUGUGGACCAGACACUCUUUCCCCUUUCUAAGUCGUCGAACAGUGGAUUAUUGACUCUUGCUUUUGUACAUCUGUGAUAAUGAAAAUGCUGUUACAUUUGAAUUCCAAAUGACUGUUUUUGAUACACAGUAGCAUUUGUAAAGGCAACUCUUACAUUGAAUGUCAUUCUGCAUUAAGUAUCAAGCUCCAUUCCAAUUUGAGUUGACAUAAAAAGACAGAAGAAUAAGUUGUACCCACUACUUUCUGGAAGGCACCAAACUUAUUUGAGAGAAUGUGAUUCUCAGUGCCAUAUAUCUUAUUAGACGAGGGUAGAAACGUUCCAACAGGACAACAAAUAGAUACGACAGCCAAAUCAGAACUGGAAGCAUGUUCGAUGGCAGGAUGAUGAAUGAGAAGAGGCCUGAGUUGGUUGGUGGUGCCAAGGAAAACUGUGCUGUGCCUUCAAGAUAACAAAUUAGAAAGGUGGAAUUUAGCCAACAGUGGAACCUCCGAAUUUGAAAACCCUUUUAAGUUGUACAGUUUGAAUUAAAACUAAAAUGCUUUGAAAAAGGAAACAUUAAAGUAAAAACAAACACAAUGAACAACGGACACAAUAUAAUUGCAUGACAUCUUCAUUGAAGACUCAAAAGAUUUACCCCCACACUAGUGUAGUUCGCAUUUAAUAUGUUUUUUGUAAUGUCACCACAGCAGAAUACAAGUGAUGGCAAAGAGGAAAAUGUGAUGUAAUCAUAGAACAGGAAAAGGAAAAGUUGUACACACGCCUGUCAUUCUGGACACUACAAUAUGACUGAUAAAAUACAGGUGGUCCUCGGGUUACGAACAAGUUCCGUUCUUAGUCAAGUUUUAGUGAAAGUAAGAACGUAUAUUUAGAAGGACUUAUAAAAUACCGUAAUAAACAGAUGAAAAACAAGAAUUACAUGAAACGGUAAUAGAAUUUAAUUUCUUUUACAUAUACUGUAAGGUAAAUAUAUACACUUCCUGUGGUUGUCUUUCACAUUGAAAAGGGUGUUGCAAGGGAGGCAGAGACAAGAAGUGUCAAGAUAAAGAGACCACUGUUCUGCCUAGUUCAGAGUAGAAGACCUUUCACAUGUUCAAAGAUACCAUCUUCAUCCUUGAUGAUUGUUUCGGCAUUUGUUGGGUUUGCAUCCUGCAUGCAACCAAUGUUAGCAUUUUACGAUGUCUGAUUUUAUUUCACUUAUCACUUCCUAUCACGCGCUGCCACCAGAAGAGUCUGCCUCCUAUUUGGGAGUCAUGAUGAAGGUUUAAGUUAAAAAGAUCACUAAUUCUGUGGAGUCUAGCUUGCCAUGCAUCAAAGACCAAACCUCUGUUAAUAGACAGCGACACGUGGGGACGCAUGCGCAACCAAUGCUCGGUUUGUCUCCUUGUCUCACUAGCAGGACUAACGGCUAGCCAUCUUGCUAAACAGUCUGAAGACACUUUUAUGUCGAGUGCCAAGACUUUUUGCCGGCCCGAAGAGAGGGGGCAUACUUGCCAACCCUCCCGUUUUUAGCGGGAGACUCCCGGUAUUCAGCGCCUCUCCCGAUAACCUCCCAGCAGAAAUUUUCUCCCGACAAACUCCCGGUAUUCAGCCGGAGCUGGAGGCCACGCCCCCUGCAGCUCAAUGCGGACCUGAGUGGGGACAGCCUGUUCUCACGUCCGCUUUCCCACAAUAUAAACAGCUUGCCUGCCCAAUGACGUCAUAACAUCUACGGCUUUUAGAGAGUAGAGUGCACAACUGCGCACACAACAAGGAGAUGAAGCAGAAGAACGAGGAAGUUACAGACAUGGCGACGCCGUCUACGAGCAAGAUGAAGAAAUACGCUUGCAAGUUCCAAAACGAAUGGAAACAAGAAUUUCAGCAGCUCCACUUUGAACAAAAAAACCAUCAAAAGUGUAAGGAAUUACAUAAACUGUAAAUAAAUUGCAGAACUGCCAAAAGAUAAAGGAAAUCAAAAUAUACCAUUUAUUAUCAGAUUUUUCGUUAACGGACAAUAACACAGUCAAACAGGCUGGUAUUUACCAUUACUCACAACUCACCAGAGACCUUAAAAACCACCCCCAGUUGCUCUUCUCCACUAAUGGGUACACAUUAUAACAAAACUUUUAAAACACCAUCUGACGCUCUUUGCGAGGACUUUGCAGACCACUUCGGAACCAAGAUCAGGGAGGUCAGAUCUAAAAUUAAAAGCUCACAGUGUUGGUUCUGCUAAUCUAAGUGCAUGAUACAUGAUAGAGUAGACCAGUUCUUCUCCCCAGUGGUGAGCGCGUUGCGAUAAUAGGGGGGCGCCAUGUGAUAUCGAGAAAGAUGCUUUUUUUGCCGUACCAGAAUAUAAUGAAGCGUAUGUAGCACUUGGCUUCACUGUAACCACGGUGGGAGACGAUGAAAGACCGAUGUGUUGUUUCCUUCAAUAUUAUUCAGAGGUAUAGUUAUAACAAUUUUAUAGACAAUUUAUACAAUAUUUAUAUUCACUGUGAAGAGUGGGGGGGAUGCGAAAUAUUUUCUUUUUCCUUUGGAGGGGCGCAACAGAAAAUAUUUGAGAAACACUGCCAAUGUAUUAAAUUGACUUAGACACGUGGUCGACAUCUCUGGUACUGUAAUAACUGUUUAAAAAAAAAUUAAAAUAAAUAUUACAGCCACCUACCUUUUCCCUUCUAUUAGUUCACUGUGCGGCAUUAUGUCUUUCUGUUGUGUGGUCAUGUGACCAAACAGGACCAAUCACCACCUUAUAUAACCUGUACGAGUCUACCGUACGAGCAGGGCAUGAGCGUGCAAAAGUUGCUGAAAAGGAAGAAGGCAAUAAGCCUAAACUCAGCCACGUAGUUUAGGGGGCCAAAAGUAAUCAAUUUUCAAAUUAAUCAUGAUCACGACAAUUCUUA